Phycomyces blakesleeanus NRRL 1555(-) is the source of this 558-nucleotide messenger RNA. RefSeq lists its product as hypothetical. The coding region runs from base 1 to 558 and encodes 185 amino acids. NCBI's taxonomy places the organism in Eukaryota, Fungi, Mucoromycota, Mucoromycetes, Mucorales, Phycomycetaceae. The transcript is spliced from 4 exons. The record is from RefSeq and is a predicted model, not a curated record.
AUGUCACCAAGAAGUACCCCAUUGUCUAUCUAUACACCAUCUUGUGCAUCUCUUUCCCAGCUUUCAGAUAAGCCUAGUUUGAAGUCUCCAGCACCUUUGGUUCAAGAGUUAUCCUCUUCAAGGCUCAAGAAAACCUUGUUCAAAAAGACCUUGACAAAUUCUUUUGCUAUCUGGAUACCUUCCCCUCAUACUGGAUCAAUUAGUGAUGAAUUCGAUCUGUACAAACUUUGCUACAAAGAGGACAUCUUCCUUUCUCUUUUGAAAGAAAUCUUUGACAAAGUUAAGAAAUCUAACAAGACUUUAAAGUCUAUGCUCCAGGCUCUUAUAGACAAAGACACCGUGGGCCCUACAUCCUUGAUGGCAUCCAAACAUGCACCAAAGAACAUCACCAACAGCAGCAACAACAACAACAACAAUAAGAACAACAACAACAAUAACAACAACAAAAAAACAAAAACAACAAUAUUAACUAUUGCAGCCACAGUCCCAAAAGUUUUAAAGCAGAAGCUUGGUGUUGUGGUAGUUGAAGUUGAAAAAGUUUUUAAGAGAAAGAAUUGA